GGGAUCUUUAUCUCUUUGGUGUUCUUGUGUGUCAGACAGGCAGUCGAUUCAUAGCUUCUUUUACGUUUCCGCCACUGGCUUGAUACGUGCCCCGAAUGAAUCGCUAUCGAAAUGCUCCCGGCCUCAGAGGCCCUACCAAGGCUACUCCUAGCACCUUGUGUCAAAAAUGCCUGAAACGAGGGCACUACAGCUAUGAAUGCAAAGUGACCGCCCAAGAGCGGCCGUACACGUCUCGUCCAUCACGCACGCAGCAGUUAUUGAACCCCAAACUGCGGCCGCAACUCUCAGCUGAUGUCCCUAGUGACUCAUCACGCACGAAAGGACUAGCGACUGAGAUCCUUGCUAAGCGCGAGGAAGAACGAGUCGCACUCAGACCUCUAAACGAGCUCGGUCAGCAUCAUCACAUUCGGUCAGCUCGGUAUCAACGAUAUCGACCAGUCGAUCACACUCAAGAUCGCCCACUCGCCAUGCGGACUAUGGUGCACGAAAGGGCCAUGGUCGAACAAGGUCCAUCUCGUCCCAUGUUUCUGGACAAAGGAAGAGACGCUACAGCGAUGCGUCUUCUCAUGAUUCCGCAAGACUCUCGUUCUCGCUCGCGUGAGUGGCAGGGUGACAGGAACACCCGGCGGAGGCGUCGAGAAUCCAGCCCUGAAGAGCGAGGCCGGCCUCGACACCUGUCACGGGAUCGUGAACGACGAGACAGGUCCCGAAGUCAGAGCGUGGAUCACAGCCGGAUUGCCAGAACGAGACGGUCUGCGACCCCAGAAAAGCGACCAGAGCGUGGCUAUCCUGCUUCAAGAAAUUAUGGGGAUGGUCCGAGUCAUUCGCAGAAAGACGGACGGGGCCAAGGACGCGCGCCGCCUCCUCCCCGUGAGAGGAGUCUCAGUCCUUACAGCAAGCGUCUUGCGUUGACGCAGUCCAUGAAUAUGGGCAACUAG
Molecule: messenger RNA, 938 nt
Organism: Aspergillus costaricaensis CBS 115574
Lineage: Eukaryota; Fungi; Ascomycota; Eurotiomycetes; Eurotiales; Aspergillaceae
Product: zinc finger CCHC-type containing 10
Exons: 5
Coding region: 96-938 (280 amino acids)
Source: RefSeq, a predicted model, not a curated record